Aspergillus welwitschiae is the source of this 1395-nucleotide messenger RNA. Its product is annotated as glycoside hydrolase superfamily. The record is from RefSeq and is a predicted model, not a curated record. NCBI's taxonomy places the organism in Eukaryota, Fungi, Ascomycota, Eurotiomycetes, Eurotiales, Aspergillaceae. The coding region runs from base 188 to 1345 and encodes 385 amino acids. Gene Ontology annotation, biological process: glucan catabolic process. Gene Ontology annotation, molecular function: glucan exo-1,3-beta-glucosidase activity. Gene Ontology annotation, cellular component: extracellular region; cell surface. The transcript has a single exon.
CACAAACAUACACGGAGAAGCUUCCGUGUUGUCACCAUUACGGUAAUUGAAGAUCAGCUAUAGAACAUCGCGAUGGAGGACUUAUAGAAGACACCAUGUCCCGUUUACAAUAAGCACCAUCGUCAUUAUCAAUUACCUCUCGAGUUCAUCGUUUGUCUAAGGUAUCCUCACUCAGAACGCGGAAACAAUGGUCAAGCUACUUCCUACCUUCGUGCUCCAAGCUGGCUUCGCUCUCGCAGCAGCGGAGUAUCUCAACUGGACUACUUACAUCGCCAACGGUGUGAACCUGGGCGGGUGGCUCGAGCAAGAAAGCACCAUCGAUACUACUUGGUGGGCUAAAUAUUCCAAGGGUGCGGACGAUGAAUGGGGCCUUUGUGUGAAUCAAGGCUCCCAGUGUGGUCCUAUUCUCGAGCGAAGAUAUGCGACCUAUAUCACCACCUCGGAUAUCGAUACGUUGGCGAACGCCGGAGUGAACACUUUGCGUAUCCCCACCACAUAUGCUGCUUGGGUCAAAGUGCCCGGGUCCCAGCUGUACUCUGGGAACCAGGUAUCCUUCCUGAACAACAUUGCAACAUAUGCUAUCACUAGGCAUUCCAUGCAUAUCAUCAUCGAUGUACACUCCUUACCAGGUGGAGUGAACGGUAUGGCGUUCGGGGAGGCAACAGGGCACUAUGGAUGGUUCAACAACCAAACUGCGAUGGAUUAUUCCCUUCAGGCUAUCGACUCCGUCAUUGCCUAUAUUCAAAACUCCAGCCAUCCUGAAUCUUAUACUAUUGAGCCUAUCAACGAGCCCGUCGACAAUAAAGAUAUGUCAGCAUUCGGGAGUCCAGAAGCAUUGUCCGAUGAAGGCGCAGCUUGGGUUUUGAAGUACAUUCAGGCAGUACUGGACAAGGUUGAGGUGAUCAGCCCGGAUAUACCGGUCAUGUUCCAAGGCAGUUUCCGAGGCGAGGAGUACUGGUCACCAAACUUCUCUACAUCCGCUAACCUGGUAUUCGAUGUGCACAACUAUUAUUUUGCCGGACGAGGAGCAACCGGUCAGAAUAUUACGAACUACAUCUGUGCCGAUGCAAAGAAUGGAGCCGGUGAUGGCAAAUUUCCCGUAUUUGUCGGCGAAUGGUCGAUCCAGGCACAGUACAAUAACUCCUUUGCUGACAGAGAUGAAGCUCUCAACACCGGGCUCUAUGCUUUCGCGAAAGAUUCCCAGGGGAGUGCCUAUUGGAAUGCCAAGUUUUCGGGGAAUGCAACCGUCGACGGCCAAGGUACACAGGCUGACUACUGGAAUUACAUGACUUGGAUUGACAAUGACAUGAUCCAUCCGGACGAAGCUUCUGGGGUGUGUGCUUAGAUGUGAUUUCUGAAUACGGGAGAAAAGGGCAGUGAUCUAGCCUCAUCGAG